Messenger RNA from Eutrema salsugineum, 1308 nucleotides. Its product is annotated as probable dolichyl-diphosphooligosaccharide--protein glycosyltransferase subunit 3B. The record is from RefSeq and is a predicted model, not a curated record. NCBI's taxonomy places the organism in Eukaryota, Viridiplantae, Streptophyta, Magnoliopsida, Brassicales, Brassicaceae. The coding region runs from base 15 to 1055 and encodes 346 amino acids. Gene Ontology annotation, cellular component: oligosaccharyltransferase complex. The transcript has 2 exons.
CGGUGAGAUCGAUAAUGGUGGUGGGUACAAAUCUAGCAUCUCGGUUCUUCCUCUUCACAGCGUUAUUAUUUGCCGCACCGAUAUCGUUCGCGGAUUCCGAACACGAUUCAGAUCUCAUCGCCGAGCUUAUUUCGCUCCGAUCAGCCGCCGAUUCAGGCGUAAUCCGCCUCGAUGACGACGGCGUUUCUAGAUUCUUAACCUCCGUGUCCACUCCCAGGCCUUACUCCCUCAUCAUCUUCUUCGACGCCGUUGAUCUCCACAGCAAGAGCGAGUUCCGCCUUGUAGAGCUCCGCCGCGAAUUCGAAAUCGUCUCUGCCUCUUUCAUCGCCAAUAACAAUGGAUCUGACGUCACCAAGCUUUUCUUCUGUGAGAUCGAUUCGACCCACUCCGCGGCUUCGUUCCACCGCUUCGCCGUCGAAUCCUUACCGCACAUUUGCCUCGUCGACCCUUGGAUGGACAAUCUACAGGACGAAUCCGGUCAGAUGGAACGCGGAGAUUUCGAAGGAUUGGCGGAAUCCAUGGCAGAGUUCGUCGAGCGUCGAACCAAGCUCACCGUUGGCCCAAUCCAUCGACCACCGCUCCUGUCGAAGACACAGAUCGCAAUCAUCACAGCUUUGAUCGUAAUUUCAAUUCCGAUCCUUAUCAAGAAGGUUCUAAAGGGAGAAACGCUUCUCCAUGACCAUAGGGUCUGGUUAUCCGGCGCCGUUUUUGUCUACUUCUUCAGCGUCGCCGGCACGAUGCACAACAUCAUCAGAAAAGUGCCGAUGUUCCUCCGAGAUCAUGAAGAUCCAAGCAAUAUCGUUUUCUUCUACGGAGAUUCAGAAUUUCAGCUUGGGACGGAGGGGUUCGCUGUUGGGUUCUUGUACACUGUCGUUGGAUUGAUCUUGGCGUAUGUCACCAAUGCGCUUGUACGAGUUAAGAAUCUCAAUGAGCAAAGGUUGAUUAUGGUUUUGGCUCUGUUCUUAUCGUUCUGGGCUGUGAAGCAGGUUGUUUACUUGGAUAAUUGGAAGACUGGAUAUGAAAUUCAUCCAUAUUGGCCAUCAAGCUGGCAUUGAUGGAUCCUUGACGUUAAGAGACAAAUAAAGGAAUUGAAGAGGAAGUGGCAAGGGCGUUUGUGAAUCACUACUACCAUCUCUUUGACAAUGAUCGAUCUUCUCUUUGCACUCUCUACAAUCCCACCUCGUUGCUUACUUUCGAAGGCCAAAAGGUAUACGGCGUGGAAGACAUCUCCAACAAGCUUAAACAACUUCCUUUCGAUCAAUGUCGUCAUUUGAUAAGCACCGUCGAUUCUCAGCCUUCUUCAAUGGC